Molecule: messenger RNA, 1896 nt
Organism: Cottoperca gobio
Lineage: Eukaryota; Metazoa; Chordata; Actinopteri; Perciformes; Bovichtidae
Gene: alg12
Product: ALG12 alpha-1,6-mannosyltransferase
Exons: 9
Coding region: 40-1512 (490 amino acids)
Biological process (GO): protein N-linked glycosylation
Cellular component (GO): endoplasmic reticulum membrane
Molecular function (GO): alpha-1,6-mannosyltransferase activity
Source: RefSeq, a predicted model, not a curated record
CCUGUUUUGACCGGAAGAGAUAAAAACCUUUCAGCUGUCAUGGCUGAAAAGAGGAAUGUUUUGGGGUUACCACUGCUGUUUUUAUUAUUAGCUGUGACUCUUUUGCAUUUAUUAAUUUGUCCGUUCACCAAAGUUGAGGAGAGCUUUAAUUUACAAGCGGCGCACGACAUUCUGUAUCACAGACUUAACGUUGACAAGUAUGAUCAUCAUGAGUUCCCUGGCGUGGUGCCACGGUCUUUCCUCGGCCCCCUGUUUCUCUCCGUGCUCUGCUCCCCCGUUGUGUUUCUGUCCUCUCUGCUGGAUGCACCGAAAUUCUACACACAGCUGAUAGUCCGAGCUUCCCUGGGAGUGUGUGUUGUCGGCGCACUGUGGCACAUGCAGAAGGAGGUAAGGAGGCAGUUCGGCUCCACAGUUGCAGGGCUCUUCUGUCUGACGUGUGCUUCUCAGUUUCACCUAAUGUUCUACAGCACCAGGACACUCCCUAAUGUGUUCGCACUGCCAGUAGUUCUGGUAGCAUUCACAUCUUGGAUGGCUCAGAAAUACGGACGGUUCAUCAGCCUCUCUGCUUUAGUCAUCAUUGUGUUCCGGUCGGAGCUCUGCAUCUUCCUGGGUCUCAUGUUACUGAUGUCACUGUUGAGUAGGAAGCUGGGACUGCUGCAGCUGCUUUACUGUGCUGUUCCUGCUGGGAUCCUGUCACUGGCUCUGACGGUGGCCAUCGACACCUUCUUUUGGGGGAAGUUGUUGUGGCCUGAGGGUCAGGUUUUGUGGUACAACACUAUUCUCAACAAAAGUUCCGACUGGGGAACUUCUCCCUUUCUGUGGUACUUUUACUCCGCUGUGCCCCGCGCCCUGGGCUUCACGCUGCUCUUCGUCCCCCUCGGCCUCCUUGACAGGCGGAUGAGGUUACUGCUGCUACCCACCGUAGGCUUCAUCCUCAUCUUCUCGCUGCUGCCCCACAAGGAGCUGCGCUUCAUAAUGUACACUUUCCCUGUGCUCAGCUUGGUGGCUGCCCGAGGCUGUUCUUUCAUUUUGUGCAACUACCAGAAAUCCUGGAUGUAUAAACUGGGCUCAGCAGUUGUGGUUGGCCAGCUGUUGACCAAUGCAGCGUACUCCAGUAUUAGUCUCUACGUUUCCCACCACAACUACCCAGGGGGCCGAGGACUGCAGGAACUACACAGGCUGUUGCCGGUCACAGCAGAUGUCUUUGUUCAUAUCGACACCUAUGCUGCUGAAACUGGAGUGUCUCGCUUCUUAGAGCAGAACAGAAACUGGAGAUAUGACAAACGUGAGGACCUGAGCCUCACAAAUCCGGACAUCAAAAUGUACUCGCACCUGCUGAUGGAGGCUAAUGUCACCAAGAUACGGCUCCUCCAGGACACUCAUCAGCCUCUGACCUUCAUUGAAGGUUACAGCAACAUUGCCUGCAACAUCUUUCACUUCCCGCCUGUCACCGUGCGAUUAGAGAGAAAGACUGUGCUCAUGGAGAGACUUCAACCGGACAACAAAGAAUGACUUUAACAGGAAUGUGUUGGAAUAAGGUGUUUCUAUAUGACCAAAAGAACUUAGACCAAAACAAGUGUUCUCAAAGGUUAUAAUGGGAUAGAUUGACAUGAAAAGAUGUCACAUUCCACUACAUUACCUGCUGACAUGUGCUACCCAAGUAGAUCUGUUGCACUGAACUGUCAUCUUUUUCUGAUGUUUAAAAUAGUUAUUUUCUCAUGCUGAUGUGUAAUGCAUUUCAUUAACAGCAAGGCAAGAGUUCAAUGCAUUCUUGCAGACGAGGAAACUUCUCCUGCAGACAGCUUUGUUUUUGUAUUACCUUGGGAUGUUUGUAUAUUUUUAAAUAGAUUUUAUAGAUGAAUAAAGCUGAAACAGGUCGAAGGAAAUCAGAUUGUG